AUGGGUCUCUCCAAAUUGUAUUCUGUUGGUCCAAGAAGUGGAGCUGACCCAAUGCUGCAGGCAAGGGCGUUGGAUGAGAAGAUAGAUAGGCAGUGGUGGAUGGGCAGCGAUGCGGCACAGAACCCCACAUCCUUUGCUGAAAUUGAGCGGAACCAACAGUCUGGAUUACUAUCAGUCGUUGGCCUGGAUCUGCCCCCUGGACUCGUCAAGCAGGUGGUGGAUGGUCUCAUGGGGUGGUCCAGCGAUCCUGACCAGUGCCAGCGCACGGCCGCUGCCUUAGGCUACGUCGCACACAUGGUUCAUCUGCUUGGGCUAUACCUCGAUGUACCACCCAGGUUUCCAAUCUACCCCAAAGGCUCAAGGUCUCUCAUCUACAACUGUGCACCCGCAGAGGAUCACAUGGAUGUGCAAGGCAACGGCUGGCUCACAAGUGGACCCUGGAGGAAAAGCCCAACCUCCCCAGGGCGCCCGGUUGCACCAGAAGUAUUCCCCCUGUACUACCAGGGCACUGACAGGUCCCGCUUCGCGUACGCCAUAUAUCUGCUGGACAAGGACAUCGAGCAGCUGCUGAACGCGCACGGAAUCAAGCCCACUGGGCCCAGCUACGUGCUGCAGAGCUUUUACAGCCUGGUGGCGGCGGCUUCUUCUGCCCUGUCGAAUCCCGGCCUGUGGCCCUCCUGCCAGCGACGCUCGUGA
Messenger RNA from Ostreobium quekettii, 696 nucleotides. NCBI's taxonomy places the organism in Eukaryota, Viridiplantae, Chlorophyta, Ulvophyceae, Bryopsidales, Ostreobiaceae. The record is from the annotation of a GenBank genome assembly.